AUGACCUGGGAUCAAUUUAAAGAGAUCUUCUAUGAGAAAUACUUUCCUCAGUGCUUUAGAAACAAAAAAAAAGUGCCAGAGUUCGAGCAGUUGAAGCAAGGCAACAUGUCUGUAGCUGAGUAUGAAGCUAAAUUCACUGAGUUAGCCCGAUUUGCUCCUCGCAUGCUGGACGCGGAUUAUAAGAAAGCUCAAAAAUUUGAAGGAGGUUUGAAUCUAGACGUGUUUGAUCAACUUGGUGUAUUGAAAUUGCCCAAAUAUAUGGAUAUACUUGAUAGAGCCCUGAUGAAUGAAGCCAACCUAGCGGCUAUGAAACAGACCAAGGCUCCAACAACUGAAUGGGGAAGUAAAAGAUCUGGGUACAAUUUCAGAAAGGGCCAUUCAUUUGCUACGAAUAAGAAGCAAAACACAAGGUCUACUAGCAGCUCAAGCCAAAGUAGUGGAUCUACACCUGUUUGUUCUGAAUGUGGAAGAAAACAUAAGUGUGUCUGUUGUUGUGCAUCUGGUGCUUGCUUCCUAUGUGGCAAGGUUUACCACAUGAUGAAAGAUUGCUCACUCAAUGAGACUGCCAACCAUCCGGCGGCAAGUUUAGCCGGAUCCACUCCUAUACCAAGAACUAAAGCUAGAGUUAACACUGGAAAGGAAAUUGUGAGACAAGGCCAAGUUUUUGCACUUGUGCCUGGGGACAUCCAAGACACCGAGUCUGUGGUGUUAGGUAUACUUCCUAUUUGUGCUCAAAAUGCAUAUGUCUUAAUAGACUCUGGAUCUACCCAUUCAUUUGUGUCACAUGUUUUUUCUCAGAAAUUGACUAGACCCUUAGAAACUAUGAAUUACUUGUUAUCGGUAUCUACACCACCUAAGGGUUCUAUGAUAUGUGUUUAUGUGUAUCAUGCAUGUGAUGUUAUAAUUGGAGAAGCACUUUUAUAUGUUGAUUUGUUGCCAUUGCAUAUAUAUCAUUUUGACUGCAUAUUGGAUAUGGAUUGGUUGGCAAAAUAUCACGCUACCAUUGAUUGUGUUGCUAAAUUUGUAGUGUUUCAGCCACCGGGAUUACCUGAAAUUGUGUUUGUUAGGAAUGGUGUAGUUCCUCCCCCAUAUUUGAUCUCUACAAUGAAAGCUAAUAAACUAUUGAGAAAAAGUUAUCGGGGUUAUUUGUAUUGUGUAUUGACUGUGCCCACAGGGAAAUUGAAUUUACCAUUGAAGUAG
This is a messenger RNA of Camellia sinensis, 1200 nucleotides long. The record is from RefSeq and is a predicted model, not a curated record. NCBI's taxonomy places the organism in Eukaryota, Viridiplantae, Streptophyta, Magnoliopsida, Ericales, Theaceae.